AUGGCGGAACCAAAUCCAACUGAUACUCCGACUCUCUCCGCUGUUCCCUCUGCGGUCGCAUCAGCGGCAGCAACACCUCAAUCAUGGCCACCCAUGGAUCCUGAAGAACGCGAAAAGUCCCUACAUGUGUCUCUUGCCGACCUAACCGCAAAAGCGAAUGCGCUCUACGCUCAAAAGAAAUAUGAGGAAGCUGCCGAAGUGUUCUCUCAAGCUACUGAGAUGCAAGCUGAGAUCAAUGGCGAGAUGGCCCCGGAAAACGCCGACAUCCUAUUCCUCUACGGUCGCAGCCUUUUCAAGGUCGGACAAAGCAAAAGCGACGUUCUAGGCGGCAAGCCGGGUGGAGAUAAGAAAUCCAACGGCGCCGCUGAGAAGAAGCCGAAAACGAAGAAGUUGCAAGCUGAGUCCUCAACUAUUAAUGCGAUUCCCGAAGAGGACGAGAAGACCGAGGCUGAGAAGGUCGCUGAGGAAGGAGUAGCUAUUGUCGCAAAUGACGCAGCUGGUAGUGAGAAGGCUACUGAUGCUAAGAAGCCGCUCUUCCAAUUCACGGGCGACGAGAACUUUGAAGAUUCGGACGAGGAAGAAGAGGCCGAAGAAGGUGAAGGCGAAGAUGAAGAGGAUGAUGAUCUUGCAGUCGCAUUCGAGAUUCUCGAUCUAGCGCGAUUACUCUUCGAGAAGUCGCUAGAACAGGACGACCAAGACACUUCAGAUGGAAAGGGCAAGGAGAAGGCUGAAGAGGAUAGUCCCGCUAUCAAGCACAUCAAGGAGCGACUUGCCGACACACAUGAUCUUCUAGCUGAAAUUUCCCUAGAGAACGAGAAGUAUCCUCUUGCAAUUAAUGAUUGCCGCGCCUCACUGAAGUACAAGGAGGGACUCUACCCUAAGGACUCCGAAAUCAUCGCUGAAGCGCACUUCAAGCUAUCAUUAGCGCUCGAAUUCGCGUCUGUCACCACCUCAGCCGAAGAUGGCUCUGAAGAAGCAGCUGGCGCAGGACCGAAACCUGUAGACGAGAACCUACGAAAAGAAGCCGCCGUCGAAUUGGAGAAAGCGAUCGACAGCACAAAACUCAAGCUCGAGGCCAAGGAAGUCGAUCUCGCGAUGCUACACGCGCCCGAGGAUAACGACCUUACGAGGAAGCAGAUUGCCGAAGUCAAGGAGUUGAUCGCGGACAUGGAGCAACGGCUCGUGGAACUGAAGAAACCCCCUAUGGAUGUGAACUCAGUUCUCGCAGAAGACGACGCCAUGUUAGGUAUUCUAGGCGCAGCGCUCGGUGAAUCGGCCCCAAAUAAGGAUGCGAGGAUCGAGGAAGCCAAGAAGAAGGCCAAGGAUGUGUCUGGCCUUGUGCGCAAGAAGGCCAAGGACGAGCCAAAGCCAGAAGCUGAACAGGCGUCUAAGGAGACGAAUGGAAAGCGAAAGGCUGAGGACCCGGCUCCGGGAGAUGAAGAUGCUAAGAAGACGAAGGUCGAAUCCUAA
Messenger RNA from Hypoxylon trugodes, 1470 nucleotides. RefSeq lists its product as uncharacterized. Bases 1 to 1470 code for a protein of 489 amino acids. Gene Ontology annotation, molecular function: histone binding. NCBI's taxonomy places the organism in Eukaryota, Fungi, Ascomycota, Sordariomycetes, Xylariales, Hypoxylaceae. The record is from RefSeq and is a predicted model, not a curated record. Gene Ontology annotation, biological process: CENP-A containing chromatin assembly; DNA replication-dependent chromatin assembly. Gene Ontology annotation, cellular component: nucleoplasm. The transcript has 3 exons.